Molecule: messenger RNA, 2938 nt
Organism: Podarcis lilfordi (Lilford's wall lizard)
Lineage: Eukaryota; Metazoa; Chordata; Lepidosauria; Squamata; Lacertidae
Source: the annotation of a GenBank genome assembly
CAACAACAACAACAAAAAGAAGGAAGACAUCAUGGAAUCUAAACUUAACACUACUAUAUGAUUGUUCUGCUUCCUUUUUGACAACUUCCUGGGUGGAGCACAUUUUUCAAAUAUAACUCAAUAUUUAUUGUUCCCCAAAUAUGCCUCUCUUAACUGGACAAAGUGACUGCAAAGGAGCCACAUAUUUCCAAGAAAGAGAGGUUUGUUGUGCUUCUGCAGCAUGCGUCAUUUGACAAAUGCAAGUGUUUGUCUUCUCAAAUGACCAUCUCCUAUUGAACUUAAAAAACUGUAAUUGUCCAAUCCUUAAGGGCCAAUUACUUUCCUGGAACAGUGAGCUAAAAUGAAGGACAUGCCAUUCAAAAUUCACUUUUUACUUGGCCUAACUAUCACUGUGCUAGUUCAAGCUGUAGAUAAAAAAGCAGACUGCCCACAGUCAUGUACAUGUGAUAUAAGACCGUGGUUCACUCCAAGAUCCAUAUACAUGGAAGCUUCUACAGUGGAUUGCAAUGAUGUAGGUCUCUCAACUUUCCCAACCCAGUUGCCUGCUGACACACAGGUUCUACUUCUACAGGCAAACAACAUUAAAAAAAUUGAAUACCCAGCAGACUUCCCAGUAAACCUUACUGGUUUGGAUUUAUCUCAGAACAGUUUAUCAUCAGUGGCCAAUAUUGAACUUCGGAAGAUACCCCAACUUCUUUCAGUGUAUCUGGAAGAAAACAAACUUACAGAGUUGCCGGACAAAUGUCUCACUGGGCUGAACAAUCUCCAAGAGCUCUACAUUAAUCACAACCUGCUUUCCACAAUUGCACCAGGAGCCUUCACAGGUCUUUAUAAUCUUCUUAGACUUCAUCUCAAUUCCAAUAAUCUGCAAGUGAUCAACAGUAAGUGGUUUGAAGCUAUUCCUAAUCUGGAGAUUCUUAUGAUUGGAGAAAACCCAAUUAUCAGAAUCGAAGAUAUGAACUUUAAGCCCCUUAUCAAUCUGCGGAGCCUGGUUUUAGCAGGCAUAAAUCUCACAGAAAUACCAGAUAAUGCCUUGGCUGGCCUUGACAAUUUAGAAAGCAUCUCUUUCUAUGACAACAGAUUAGUAAAAGUGCCCCACACUGCUCUUCAAAAGGCUACUAACCUUAAAUUUUUAGAUUUAAACAAGAACCCCAUUAACAGAAUACGAAGAGGAGAUUUUAGCAAUAUGAUACACCUCAAAGAAUUGGGAAUUAAUAAUAUGCCUGAACUGAUAUCUAUUGAUAACCUGGCAGUUGACAAUUUGCCAGACUUGAGAAAAAUAGAAGCUACGAAUAACCCCCGACUGUCAUACGUACACCCAAACGCAUUCUAUCGACUUCCCCGGUUGGAAUCACUCAUGCUCAACAGUAAUGCACUCAGUGCCCUGUACCGUAGUACAAUUGAAUCUUUGCCUAAUCUCAAGGAAAUCAGCAUACACAGCAACCCAAUCCGGUGUGACUGCGUCAUCCGAUGGAUUAAUAUGAAUAAAACUAGCAUUAGGUUCAUGGAGCCGGAAUCAUUAUUUUGUGUAGAUCCUCCUGAAUUUCAGGGCCAGAAUGUGAGGAAGGUUCAUUUUAGAGAAAUGAUGGAAAUCUGCCUUCCACUGAUAGCCCCAGAAAGUUUUCCCUCCAACAUAAAUAUAGAAACAGGCAGCUAUAUUUCUUUACACUGCAGAGCGACAGCAGAACCAGAGCCUGAAGUGUAUUGGAUAACUCCAUCUGGACAUAAACUUUUGCCCAACACUGUUUCUCUUAAAUAUUAUGUACAUUCAGAAGGAACGCUAGAUAUCAGUGAUAUAACACAAAAAGAAAGUGGCUUAUACACAUGCAUAGCAACUAAUUUGGUCGGUGCAGAUUUAAAAUCCAUUAUGAUUAAUGUGGAUGGUUCUUUUCCCCAGGAUAACCAUAAAUCUUUGUCUAUUAAGGUAGAAGACGUGCGAUCUAAUUCUGUACUUCUGUCCUGGAAAGCAACUUCCAAAAUAGUGAAAUCCGCCAUUAGAUGGACUGCCUUUCCCAAAGAUGGAAAUUCUCUGGCUUCUCGGAGCACUCGAAUUCCAUCCCAUAUAAAAGUCUAUAAUUUUACACAUCUAACCCCGUCCACGGAAUAUACAAUUUGUAUGGACAUCCCCACUGUCCAGUUACAGAAUGCAAGACAGUGCGUCAACAUUGCAACAAAAGGGUUGGAUCCAACAAUGGCAAAUUAUGAGAAGAACAACAUCACUACAUUGUUUGUCUGUCUUGCUACACUUUUGGGAUUCUUUUGUGUGGUUUCUCUCUUCAGCUGCAUCUCUCAUGAAAUGAACUGUGAUGCAGGACACAGCUACUUCAGGAAUUACCUGAAGAAACAAUCCUUUUCCUUCAGUGAGCUUUACCCUCCUCUAAUCAGUCUUUGGGAUACUAACAAAGAGAAAAGCACAGCACUCGAAGUCCAAGCAACAGUCAUAGGUGUUCCAGCUAAUAUGUCAUGAGAUACCAAUGUUACUGUACUAGUGUGCUAAACUGGGGUGCACAAGACUAAAUAAUUGUGCUCAAUAAAAAAGCAAAAAAAAAAAAAGUAUCCCUCUACAAAAAUCAAAACCUUGGACUUAGCAGAUGGUGAUAGUUACAAAUACAAAUAUUUGCCGGUGUGGUAUUUUUUUAAAACAAACACCUGUCUUUGAAGAAUUCUGUGCCAACCAAAUUGUUUUCUAGGACUUUAUAGUGUGACUUCUUACAAUCUAAGAGGCACUCAAUGCUGUCUAUACAGUGCAAGUAGAGGAGAAAAUUUUAUGUAUUUGUUGUUUUUUUAAUUAAAUGUAGAAAUAGUGGAAUUGAGUAAUACCCUCCUCCUGUGUUAUAUGACACACAUUAGCCACGAGUUUUUGCAGUGAACUAGAAUUGACCCGUGGUGUAAUGAAUUGGACAAAUUCUGUAGAGUAGAAACAGUGAGUAUGUGAAAC